CUGCAGUGGUCCCUAUAGAACCCAGUGGACAAUACAUCACAAUGUGCCCAUGCACAAAGGCUGCUGGCACGGUGAUCAGUGCAGCAGCCAUGGUGCAGCAGAGCUGUGGUGCUGCCCAGGCACGGACAGCCUGUAGCAAGGCCCCACUCCCUCGCAGAGCCAGCAGGAGCCAAGCACUGGCAGAGGGCAGGGUGGUGUUCUCAGGCCCGGAUGCCAUACGCGAUCACAGAACAAGACGGCCUGAGCACACUCACUACAUAGGAUCAACAUCUCCAGCAAUAGAAGGCAGCAGUGAUGCUGGCUACUUGUGGCGGCCGGCCUCCUGCUUCUCAUCCCCGCUGCUCCGCCGAUGUCAGUAUGCCACAGAAAUCGGGUGGGGAGUGAGAGAGCUCAGCUAUUUCACCUGGAGAAAUCUCCAGAGCGGAGCGCAGAUCAAGAGAGGACAGAUCUGGCAGGCUGCUGAAGAUCAAGCAACACACCGAUACCAAAGUCCAUGGCAGCCAGCUCCCUGUGUUCUUGAACAUCAAGGCCAUGGCGCACGGGCCCGGCUGGCCUGGGAUCUGGGCAGGUACAAAGGUCCUCACAGCGAGCGGCCAGUCAUGAUCCAAGCUACUCCCAGCCACCAGCACCAAGGAAAAAGGUGAGGCGUCUUCUCCAGCAGAAUUCAGAGCCCCGCACCACGGCUGCAGUACCCUUAUCUGCAACCUGCAAAUGGAAAGAGAAUCUUGCUGGUUUGGAAACGUACGAGUACCAAUAUCGCACAAAGCACAGCCACACAACUAAACGUCAAAAGAGUCGCACGCCGUAGGGAACCAGAAACAGUUUAAAAAUGCAAAAGGCUUACAGUUGUCAAAGCUGAUGGGGAAAGCUUUAGGAGACUUAGCCACCUUAAGGAACUCUAUGGAGCCAAAAGAGAAAAACAGCAACACUCCUAUCCACAAGCAUGGCUCUGGGAAGACCUCAGCCUUCUGAAUCAACCCGUAUUUCUGCAUCCACAAACACUUCUCUUCCCACAGGCUUACUGUCGCAGUGGGAGACUCCUCAUGGGAGCUUGCCCUCUGUCUAACACCAUUUUGUUAGAUCACAAAGGAAUCUCCGAAGCUCCAAGCAGACGAAAAACAGUUUAUGAGAUUAUAUUUAUUUUUAAGUGCUCGACUGUCACUCCUAAGCCCUUUGGCCUUGCGUUGACCUUUAGGAUUUCUAGAGAAGAUGCUACUUGCACUGCUUAAACUGUUUUAGCUUUGGGAUGGUUCCAAACAGCCAAGUGACUGCAACUAUUAUGAGAGUCAUUUUCCAGCAUGUGGAUUACUAGCAUGUGGCCACUUAAGCUAUUUUUAUAUGGGAUUGGAAGCCUUGCAGGUCACAGUCCCAUGGUUUAUCACUCAGCUGCAUAUCCUUUAUGUUCAAAAUCCCAUUUAGCAUUCUCAGUCCUGCUCUCUCUUCAAUUGCAUAAACACAGAAAGCCAAAGGAUACAGUGUGUGAACAAUGAAUAGGAAAACUGCUGUUUUAUAGGACUUCCUCAUUUAGUGAAGUGGGAGAAAGACCACACAGUGUUGGCACAAGACUUGGUUGCUUUGCAGCACUGUUCAUGUUUACUUAUGUCUGCUAUAGCCUUCAAUUCCUCAUUACGUAGCAUAAGGAGAAUCUCCUCACUGGUUCUGCAAUUCCCUUCACCAUCUGUUGAAAAGGAAGAUGGGUCAAGUCGGUUACAAGGGACAUUAAUAAUUUAAGAUGUGGGUUUUUUUUGUUUGCAACAGCAGAAAUACACUGUAUACAUAUCUAUAUAUUUUUAAAUAGUUUAUGUCAGACCAAAGAGACUCCAUGGGACCAUCCAAAUUCUGAGUAGAAGCCAAGGUUCCUGCACUGCGCAAACCAUGGAGCCAACCCAAAGAUCAACAGCUAUCAAAGACAUCAGAAGUUGGAUUCUCUCUCAGUGCUUUUCUCCUGCUCCUAGCUGAGGGCCCUGCCCCUUCCUUCACCCUAUCCUAGCAUUUACGUGAGCCAAAUUCUACUUGUUCAUCCAGAAGAGAAUCACCAACAUUUUUUCAAUUCAGGAAAACUGCACUUGCACUCAAAUGAACCAGGGAGCUCCAGAGCAUGUGACAGAAGCUUGCAGAUGCACCUAGCAUGACAGAAAUAAAAGGCUGGACACGGUAACAGUGCUUUCCCCAUGUUAAAGUGGUUAGGUAUUAAAUUGCUGCAAGAGAAAGUCUCGUUUGAGCACAGAAGGAAGGCAGCUACACAAUUUGCCAAGUGGAGAGCUAGACUAGAGUUACAGCUCACCACAACGCUGUUGUUUCAAUGGACUUUUCAAACUAAAAAAAACCAGACACCAAGUUUAGUUAAUAACUAUAGAACAUCACCAUACCUGCAGACACACAAACAGGAGUGGUAGCAGACAACGCAGCAGGCAUUUCCCCUUACUUCAGCUGUGUGUACACAACCAUUUAGAACCUUCGACCAUAAAUAAGUACAUAUAUUUCCAAAUGCUUCCAUGUCGAUAUUCACUGCAGCCAGACCAGAAAGCCAGCAGAUAUAUUCACAGCACUGCAGAAUGUCCUUGACACCAGAGUGUGCGUUUUCUUUCUUUUCCUUUGGUUGUAUUAUUAUUAUUAUUAUUAUU
Messenger RNA from Lagopus muta (rock ptarmigan), 2624 nucleotides. RefSeq names its product chromosome 4 C4orf45 homolog (gene SPMIP2). The record is from RefSeq and is a predicted model, not a curated record. NCBI's taxonomy places the organism in Eukaryota, Metazoa, Chordata, Aves, Galliformes, Phasianidae.